AUGGUUAUGGAUUCACGAAAAAUACCCAGAGAAUGGGCACGGUCUGACAUAAUUUUACUAUAUAAAAAAGGGGACCCGACUGAUGUGGGCAACUACCGCCCGAUAAGCUUGCAACCUAGUAUGUACAAAUUGUUCGCUUCCUGUCUAGAACGACGCUUGUCAAAAUAUACCGAAGAAUAUCAACCAGUAGAACAAGCUGGUUUUAGAAGAGGCUUCUCUACUAUAGAUCAUAUUCAUGCCUUAGACAUGAUUAUAGAAAAAUAUAUCGACCAAAACUGCCCCCUAUACCUAGGUUUCGUUGAUUACGCCAAAGCUUUUGACACCAUAUCUCACAAAAGCAUGUGGCAAGCUCUUGGUGAAUGUAAUGUUCCUUAUGAAAUAAUAGAACUCAUACAAAAUAUAUACCAGCAAAGCGUAAGCCGCGUGAAGUUAGACAGAAUUGGCCCAGAAAUAAAAAUAUGCAGAGGCGUAAGACAAGGCGAUCCUUUGUCACCUAGAAUAUUUAUAACGGUUCUACAAAGCGUAAUGAAAACCCUUCAAUGGGAGAAAAAAGGGAUAGAAAUAAAUGGUCAGUAUCUAAGCAACUUGAGAUUCGCCGACGAUAUAGUUAUCUUCUCAAACAGUGCGACGCAGCUACAAGACAUGCUUAACGAAUUAGUCUGCGCAAGUAAAAGCAUUGGCCUAGAAAUGAAUACCUCCAAAACUAAAGUUAUGACUAACAGCAAAGAACGACCAAUUUUUGUCAACGCCACGUCUCUUGAAUAUGUCCAAAACUACAUAUACCUAGGAAAACAAAUAUCGUUUAGUCAAAACAGACAUGUGGAAGAAACAAACAGACGUGUAAACCUAGCAUGGAACAAAUAUUGGGCUUUAAAAGAAGUACUGAAAUCCAACCAUAACUUAACUAUAAAAAGAACAGUCAUGGACACAUGCAUACUUCCAUGUUUGUCAUACGGAUGCCAAACCUGGAUUUUUAACAAGGCGUUAAUAAAAAAGAUUGGAGUAUGCCAAAGGGCUAUGGAGCGCUCCAUUCUUCAAUUGAAGCUUAAAGACAAAAUAAAAAACAAGGUGAUACGAAGUCGUACAAAAAUAAAAGAUGUUGUAACUUAUACAAAAAGGCUAAAAUGGAAAUGGGCCGGUCAUAUUGGCCGCAUUUGUGAUGGCAGAUGGGUCAAAAAGACCCUUACUUGGAAGGGCCCAGUGGGAAGAAGAAAGAGAGGAUGCCCACCGAAAACUUGGGAAGACGAUAUAAAAGGGAUAGCGGGAAAAAACUGGAAAAUUGUCGCAUCAAAUAGGGAUAAGUGGAAGAAUCUGGAGGAGGCCUUCACUCCAUCGGAGGUCGAGUACAAGUGUAAAACUUAA
Molecule: messenger RNA, 1362 nt
Organism: Pieris macdunnoughi
Lineage: Eukaryota; Metazoa; Arthropoda; Insecta; Lepidoptera; Pieridae
Source: the annotation of a GenBank genome assembly